AUGGCAUGUAUCUAUCCCCUGCUGGAAGUGAAGCCCCGCGGUGGUGCUAAGACCCCGGUGGUAUUUGUAGGAACGAAAGUCCUCUCACCUUUUCAGCACAUGCGCAGCGAAUCGGAAGACAGAUUGUUCUUGCAUGAUAACCUCACAAAAGACACUGGCCCUUAUGGGUACCCCGAGUGCGGCGGCGUCGGCGGCAGCACCAUGACCACGCCCUCGGGCAUCUCCAUCACCCUCGGCGCCCCCAUACCCGCCCAUCCUCACGCCCCACACCCACUCAAUCCCCACUCUCAGCUGCACGCCCAUGGCCCCGGCCCGUCCACCAGCAUCGCGCCCAAUCCGAGCAGCAGCGCGGGCGGCUCGCCCACCCACACCACCUCGCCCAUCACCUUCACGACGCUCACGGCAGGGGCGCUGAAGCGGAAGCAGAGGAGAUACAGGACGACCUUCACCAACUUCCAGCUGGAGGAACUCGAGAGGGCCUUCCACCGCACGCACUACCCCGACGUCUUCUUCAGGGAGGAGCUGGCCAUGCGGAUUGACCUGACGGAGGCCAGGGUGCAGGUCUGGUUCCAAAACCGAAGAGCGAAAUGGCGGAAGCAGGAGAAACUGGCCGUAAAGCACCAACAAACAGCGGCGGCUCAGCAGAUAGCGGCGCAGCAGAUGACGGUGGUCCAGCAGGUGUCGGUUAGCCAACAGGCAGUGAACACGACGCUAGCAGGGAACAAGCACGAGCAGGAGAGCCCCAGUUUGUCCUCCAUGCCACGUAAGCAGGCGUGGGGAAAAGCGGCAGUCACCACGUCUCCGGAAGUGACUUCAUCCUCCGUCGCUCCGCCCACCACCCCGCCCACCGGCUCUCAGGCGCAAUCCUCCGGGCAUCACCUCUCCUUCGGAUCCACGUCGCCGAGCGUGUCCUUGCCUUACCUGGGGAUGGAAUGGGCGUCUCCCUUCACGUCGACGCUGUCUACGCCCCCGCCGCCCACCACACCCACCUCGCACUCCCCGACUCUGCCGCCCGCGCCCUCACCCGUCCUCGCCAACCCGUACUACCUGGGUGUCCGCCCACCGGACAUCGAGGCCACCGAGGAUGAAAAGCCGCCCAUGCUCGGCCAGUCCUUCACGCCCACUGGACUCUCCUUUUCCGCCUGCCUGACGCCCACGAGUCUGAGCCUCACGCCCACCAGCCUCCCCCUGGCCCCUUCCACCAUCGCCCUGCCGCCCACGAGUCUCUCCCUGUCGCCUAACUCUCUCAGUCUCACGCCCACGACGCUGCCGAUCACGCCCACCACUCUCUCCUUGUCGCCCUCCAGCCUCAACCUCACGCCCACCAGCUUAUCGCAGCUGAGGAUGCGCGCGCGCGAGCACACCUCUUCCUUCAUCAACUUGGGUUCGGAUUGA
Molecule: messenger RNA, 1395 nt
Organism: Penaeus vannamei (Pacific white shrimp)
Lineage: Eukaryota; Metazoa; Arthropoda; Malacostraca; Decapoda; Penaeidae
Source: RefSeq, a predicted model, not a curated record